AAUUGGUGCUCAAAUAAACACGUGGCUCCGCGUCUAUAACUUUUCUUAGUGUCGACUGCAAGCCGUUCUUUCUCUCCCGUGGCGGCGCCUUCCCUUCCCACUCUUUUUUCUUCUAGGGUUAUCCCCCGGCACCCUCUCCAGGGUUUGGGAUACAAGCGUCCUCCCGGAAUCGCGCGCUCGUCUCUAGCGACCUCCAGAUUCGGCCAUGGCAGCUGUCUCCCCCGCUCCUCCUGCUGACCAAGCUACAGAUCUGAUGCAAAAGCUAUCACUGGAUUCCAAGAACAAGAGUGACGAUUCUUCAGAUGUUUCAAAGAAGCCUUCCGGAGUUCAGUAUGGUCCAGCAAAUGGUCGAGAAUUGCCAAUAGCUCCAAUCCCAACAUGCAAGCGGUCUCUGACUCCUCUACUUCAGGAGCAUAUGGAUACUAGCAUGUGCUACUUUCCCAAUGGAUACACUUCACCUUUCUAUUAUGGAGGUUAUGAUGCUUCAAUAACCGAAUGGGAGGAUUACCCAAGAUAUGUUAGUCCUGAUGGAAUGGAGGUGCCCCCACUUGGAGUUUAUGGGGAUAUGUAUCAGCAUGGAUAUGGUUAUGCUCCUUAUACUCCAUAUUCUGCUCCUGGUUCCCCUGUUCCAACUUUGGGGCACAACAGUCAGCUAUAUGGACCCCAACAGUACCAGUUUCCAACUACAUAUUACCAUUCACCCGCACCCACCAGUGCACCAUACACCACAAGCCAAGCUCCUAUUUCUGAAGGAGAUGUUUCUACAUCUGCUGCCGCCAACCUCACUCCUAUUCAAUCAGAUACCGCAAAACAUAAUUCAAAUGGAGUGGCUAAAGGAAGCACAAAUGACAACAAUGAAUCAGGGAAACCAAAACCCAGCCAGCAUAAUUUAUCAAAUCCUGGUGGCUCAUUUGGUAAAGGUGCUUUACCUGGUAGUCUUCCUUCUUCAGGAUACCAGGAUCCAAGAUUUGGUUUUGGUGGUAUGUGGUCGUCUGUUCCGUGGUCUGAUGGUCCUAUUGUUCCUGAUGGACAACAGAGGUCACCUACAGCAAAUGCUGUUUCUUCAAUGACGUCACAUAUUAGCAACACUACAUCCACAAGAAAUCAGAAUCUCCAUCCCGUUCCUCAUCUUGCGGGAAUGCAUGCUCCAAGGCCAGCAGCUCCUGGAAUUGUGAACAAGAUGUAUCCUAACAGCAGAAUGUAUGGCCAAAAUAUUAAUGGAUUUAUUGUUGGUCAGAAUUUUUGUUCAAAUAUGUACAACUCCCGAAUGAAUGGAAGAUGGGGAAUGCCUAUGGAUAGCAAGUAUAAGCCAAGAGGCCGUGGCAAUGGAUUCUAUGGUUAUGGUAAUGAGAACUUGGAUGGGUUGAGCGAGCUUAAUAAAGGACCUAGGGCUGGUCGCUUUAGAAAUCAGGUCUUUGGACCUAAUAUUACUCUUGCUGUAAGAGGACAGAGCCUUCCUGCAAACCUAAAUGUUCAGGAUUCUACUGUCAUACCUGAAAAGGAACAGUACAACAAGUCAGACUUUCCUGAAACAUAUUCAGAUGCUAAGUUUUUCAUCAUUAAAUCAUACAGUGAAGAUGAUAUCCACAAGAGUAUCAAGUACAAUGUUUGGGCCAGCACUCCCCAUGGGAACAAGAAGCUUGAUGCUGCUUAUCAGGAAUCUAAGGAGAAGACUAAUGGAUGCCCUGUCUUCUUGUUCUUCUCUGUCAACACAAGUGGGCAGUUCGUUGGUGUUGCUGAAAUGGUAGGUCGAGUUGAUUUUAACAAAACAUUGGAUUACUGGCAGCAGGACAAGUGGAUUGGCUGUUUUCCUGUCAAGUGGCAUAUUGUAAAGGAUGUUCCCAAUAACAUCCUAAAGCACAUCACAUUGGAGAACAACGAAAACAAACCUGUGACAAACAGUAGAGACACCCAGGAGGUGAAGCUUGAGCAAGGUCUCCAACUCCUUAAGCUUUUCAAGGAGCAUGUGGGCAAGACAUCCAUUUUGGACGAUUUUAGUUUCUACGAAACCCGCCAGAAGGUGAUGCAAGAGAAGAGAACGAAGCAACAACAGCUUCAGAAAAAGGUUGUGGAUGGAAAACCAGUGGAUUUUGACCGCAAAGAUAACAAUGAAGUAAAUGGCAAGCCCUUGGAAGCGAUUACACUUCUGAAGAAAGAAACUGCAAGGGACGGGGUCACACUUGAAACGAAUGGCGUGGCUGGUGUUGCUCCAAAGAAUGCUAACUCUGCGACUGAGAAGCUGGUAGCGGCCAAUGGUGUUGCCAACUGUUGACAUGUACGCUUAACGUCUAUCUCAGCCGUAGCACAUCUGUAGUUUUCCUUUUCCCAGUUAAAUAUCGAUUUGAGCUUGUUUUCCCUUCCAAAGUUAUCCCGUUAGGUGAUUCGGGUUAGCUAUCAACCUUUUCUCCGUGCUCCCAAUAGUGUAUUUCCAGUUUCUUCUUCUUUUCUU
Musa acuminata AAA Group (dessert banana) is the source of this 2449-nucleotide messenger RNA. Its product is annotated as YTH domain-containing protein ECT4-like. The coding region runs from base 206 to 2272 and encodes 688 amino acids. Gene Ontology annotation, molecular function: mRNA binding. Gene Ontology annotation, biological process: mRNA destabilization. The record is from RefSeq and is a predicted model, not a curated record. Gene Ontology annotation, cellular component: cytoplasm. The transcript is spliced from 9 exons. NCBI's taxonomy places the organism in Eukaryota, Viridiplantae, Streptophyta, Magnoliopsida, Zingiberales, Musaceae.